AUGGAGGACGAGCAGCCCGACAGCUUGGAAGGCUGGGUGCCAGUCCGCGAGGACCUUUUCGCCGAGCCCGAGCGGCACCAGCUGCGCUUCCUUGUAGCCUGGAACGACACGGAGGGCAAGUUCGCCGUGACUUGUCAUGACCGCACGGCGCAGCGGCAGCGGCGGCGGCGGCGCGAGGAGAGCCGGCUAGGGCCGGAGCCCGAGCCCGAGCCCGAGCCCGAGCCUGAGCCCGCCGCGUCCCCGCCCAGCUGGGCCGGCCUGCUCUCGGCUGCCGGGCUCCGCGGCGCUCACCGGCAACUGGCGGCGCUGUGGCCGCCGCUGGAGCGCUGCUUCCCGCGGCUGCCGCCGGAGCUGGACGCUGACAGCAGCUGGGCCUGGGGCCUGGGGCUCGGGCUGUGGACGCUGGUGUGGCCGGCGCGCUCCGGCCCCGGCGAGGCGGCGCUGCAGGAGCUGUGCUGGCAGCUGGAGCGCUACCUGGGCCAGGCAGCCGACGGCUGCGGCGGCGCCGCGGUGCGCGACGCGCUCUUUCCGGUGGAGGGCUGCGCGGCGGACUACGAGAGCCCACGCGAGUUCCGGGAGCGGGCCCUGCGCGCGCGGAGGGACGAGGAGGGCGCACGGCUGCGCCAGGUGCUUCAAGGGCAUGAAAAAGCCCACACCAUGGUAGCACUGAUGGAAGUGUAUCAAGAGGAAGAUGAAGCAUACCAGGAAUUCGUUACCGUGGCAACCAUGUUCUUCCAGUAUUUACUGCAGCCAUUCAGGGAUAUGCGAGAACUUGCAACUUCAUGUAAGCUUGCUAUUUUGAAGUCCUUGGAUGAGGAUGAUCUGGGUCCUAAAAGGAUAGCUGCCCUGCAGAAGGAAGCCCAGGAAUGGACCAGACGGGCUGAAGAAGCUGUCGUCUCUAUUCAACAUAUUACAGUCAAUUAUUUUGAAGAAACAGUAAAGGCAUUAGCCGGAAUGCAGAAACAAAUGGAACAGGAUGAGAAGAGAUUUGGCCAGGCUGCCUGGGCCACAGCGACUCCCAGGUUAGAAAAACUCAAGCUGAUGUUAGCCCGGGAGACUCUGCAACUCAUGAGGGCCAAAGAAUUGUGUUUAAAUCACAGAAGAGCUGAAAUUCAGGGAAAGAUGGAAGAUCUUCCAGAACAAGAAAAAAGAAUAAAUGUUGUAGAUGGAUUAGAAAUACAAUACUAUGAAGUGCAAUUAGAACUAUAUGAGGUUAAAUUCGAGAUAUUAAAAUAUGAAGAAAUACUGCUUGUUACACAGUUGGACUCUAUUAAAAGACUUAUAAAAGAUAAACAGGAUGAGGUUGUCUAUUACGAUCCGUGUGAAAGUCCAGAGGAACUUAAAGCUGUUGAUCAUGUCCUGGGGCUGCAGGAUGAUAAGAGUUUGGAGGUGAAGGAACUCAGCCGGCGGUGCCAGCAGCUGGAGUCUAAGCGGGGCAGGAUCUGUGCCAGAAGAGCCUAUCUCAGGAACAGAAAGGAUCGAUGCAAAGAGAAUCAUCGACUCAGAUUGCUACAGGCUGAAGAAAGUAUAAAAAAUUUUCAUCAGCAUCAUAGUGUUCAGAGGAAAAGAGACAAGAAAAAAGAGGAGGAGCAAAAGAAAAAAGAAUGGAUAAACCAAGAACGCCAAAAAACACUCCAACGAUUGAGAGCAUUUAAAGAGAGAUGUCCAGGUCAGUCUGUAUUAAAGACCUCUCGCUUACAACCUGUAGCUCCAAAGCUGCCAGGUGGACUUCCCCAGCAGACAUCCUCGCCGACGUCUCAGACGACAGCAGCAGUCAUUCAUCCGUCCUCCAGGAAAACCGGAAAUGCUCCCUUAUCUGAAGUUAGUAAUGGGACAACGCCUGAGCGUGAAGACUGUGCUAGAAACAUCCCUGUCCAGACUUUUGUUCCAACUGGUGACCAAACACACCCCAGAUCCAGUGAGCAGUUGUCACUGUCACCACCACCACCUCCUCCUCCACCUCCUCCUCCACCACCACCGCCACCGCCACCGCCACCACCGCCACCCCUCCCUGCUCAGCCCUUUUCUUCUCAAUCUGCACGUCAUUGGAAUUUACACUUCAGGACUUCAGAUCAGCCACUUCCUCUAGUGUGUGGAUCGCCUCCUGAGAGCCCGCCUGGUUCCUCAGACAGUUUUACCUGCCCAGGAUCCAUGGAUGAAGUGCUGGCCUCCUUACGGCAGAGCAGAACCCCUCCCCGGAGGGCGCAAGCACCUGCCCUGUCCCCGCCCCGCGCCCCAGUCAACGAGCACAUUCUGGCUGCCAUAAGGCAGGGGGUCAAACUGAAGAAAGUGCACCCUGACGUUGGCCGGAGCUCCAGCAACAAAGCAACCAGCGACCUGGAGAAGAGCAUCAAGGCGGCGCUCCAGAGAAUCAAGAGAGUGUCUGCUGACUCGGAGGAGGAGGAAGGAGAGGACGAUGGCAACGAGCAGAACCCCGGCGAGUGGGACCACUAGUCUCUUCUCCAGGGCCCCAGGCCCUUCUGGGAAAGCCUAUGAAAGGGGUGCUGGUAGACUGGCCACCUUACACCCCAAAAGAUCAACAGGGCUCUGUGUGUGACGCUGCUGCUGUGUUUAACACUGCAGCUCUUAAAGUCAGGGAAGGAAGCAGAGAUGUGGAGACUCUCACACGCCAAACUGGAGCUGGGAUCUAAGAAGCCACAGCGAGCGCCACUGGCACAAGAAAGUGGUAUUUACUGUCCACCGUGGAUAGUCUAGAAUCGUUCCCUUAUUCUGAAAAACGUUUAUACUACUGUGGUGAACAGCACUACUGACCGUUCCUUUCAAGCGUGUGUAGUGGUUUCCUUGGAUUUAAAGCUUUGAAUGUGAAUGUUAUUUUAACAAUAAUCAGAAUAAAUUGCUUAUAAGCAGGAA
Molecule: messenger RNA, 2871 nt
Organism: Camelus dromedarius (Arabian camel)
Lineage: Eukaryota; Metazoa; Chordata; Mammalia; Artiodactyla; Camelidae
Gene: WHAMM
Product: WASP homolog associated with actin, golgi membranes and microtubules
Exons: 10
Coding region: 1-2454 (817 amino acids)
Biological process (GO): endoplasmic reticulum to Golgi vesicle-mediated transport; Arp2/3 complex-mediated actin nucleation
Cellular component (GO): cytoplasm; endoplasmic reticulum-Golgi intermediate compartment membrane
Molecular function (GO): actin binding; Arp2/3 complex binding
Source: RefSeq, a predicted model, not a curated record